AUGUCGGACGGCAAUGAAACGCAGUAUGGUCUGCCCGAUGAAGACCUGCUUGUUAUGAAGCUAUAUCUCCUAGACAGUUCUAUCGAGGGGGCAUUCUAUGGGUUUUAUCUACUCCUUGCCCUGCUCGCAUUGUACAACCUCAUCCCUUGGAACGGCCGUUCGAUCUCUCGAUCCAAAGUCAUUUUGCUUUUCUCGACUUUGGUCAUGCUAGGCAGCACGACAGGAAUCGUCAUGAUCAGAGCUGCAUUGUGGAUCAUCCAAUUACCACUCUUCGGCUUCGAUCCGCCAGACAAUUCUCGAGUAGUCGCGCGACUUUUCGUCUCGGGCUGGUGGCUUACCAGGAUCAACUGCAUCAUCGGGGACGCGAUUGUGGUAUGGAGAGCCUGGAUCUUGUGGGACCGGCACCUUGUCGCCCGUGUAUUACUGGCUUUCUGCAUGUUUUGCACCUUCGCUGGGGCGAUCUCGGAUGGGGUCUUCAACACGUUGGGCAUGUACGACGAAGAUGCCUACACCUGGGCUGAGUCACCUGGCCUCAAAACGGGUGUUCUCCUUUCUGUUCCUCUCCUUACAACCAAUAUUUGUGCGACUUCUCUCGUCGGUAUGAGAGCAUGGAAGUAUCGGAAGUCCAUUGCCCGAAACCUCGGCAAUGAAGAUCGGAAAACUCAAGCGGAGAGCGUCCUUCUCGUUCUUGUGGAGACCGGGGUGUUCUACAUCUUCAUCUGGAUCAUUAUUAUGAUAGACGAUAUGGCAGUGAUACCUGUGCUCGCAGGACCGGUGUUGGUGGCCAUGCAGAACCUCAUAGUGCCUAUGUACCCCACCAUAGUCAUCCUCCUUUCCACCCUCGACAGAGCUCCAGCAGAGACAAGAUUCGGGACUCGCGGCAUCGGCGGAUCCAUGAAAUUCGCUCCACCACCGCCCACGUUAUCGCGUGCUAUGCCGGAACCUCGGUCAAGAUCGUAUGACCGGACGACACCCAGCCAACUAUAUUCGUCGGGAGUGAGAGUACCGAUGGAUACCUUGGACUCUACGUUGAGACAUAGCAGGGAGUCAUAUCAGUGUGGACUUGAAUCUGAUAGUGGGAGUGCAGCUGUAGCAAGCGAUGGGAUCAAGGAUGUGACGACUGAUAGGCAGGAGAUGUAUGACAGGUCUUCGUCGCGCCUCGACGAGGUUGUUCCAUAG
Messenger RNA from Stereum hirsutum FP-91666 SS1, 1179 nucleotides. RefSeq lists its product as uncharacterized. NCBI's taxonomy places the organism in Eukaryota, Fungi, Basidiomycota, Agaricomycetes, Russulales, Stereaceae. The transcript has 8 exons. The coding region runs from base 1 to 1179 and encodes 392 amino acids. The record is from RefSeq and is a predicted model, not a curated record.